AUGUUUCUUUUGGGUGGAAUGGCUACUUUGGUAGAUGUGGAUCCACAAUUCUAUGACAGCACUCUGGAGCGAGCAGCUGUCUAUCUUUCUUGGGCCAGUGUACUCUGUUGUACAUGGGUGUUAACUGUCCUGCUAUUGACAAAAAAGGCUUGUCGAAUGCCUUAUCGCUUCUUACUUUGCCUCAUAACCUCUGUAAUGGUGUUUUGCACGAAUCUUGUGGUCCGAUCGCUCUGGAAAUCGUUCGAUUCGAAUACUGGAAGCAUUUCAGUAUAUGGAGAUCACAUUCAUUUCGCCAUAUUUUUCAUUGCUUGUACGGCGUCACGUGUGUGGACCGCGUUCCUCAGUAUUGCGAUUCUCUACCGGGUUCGCUACAAACGGUCGGCUUCAAGAUGCCUUCAAAUACUCUUUUAUUCUCUAGGCGUGUUGCUUCCAGUUGUUGUGACCUUAAUUCUCAUGCUCUCAUCUGGCGGGGCUUCAACUCACGAUGCGAAUCCGGCUUUCUAUUACGGCAGAUCGCAGGUAUGCAUAGUAGAGUCUAAUGGCAAAUAA
Messenger RNA from Rodentolepis nana, 549 nucleotides. The record is from the annotation of a GenBank genome assembly. NCBI's taxonomy places the organism in Eukaryota, Metazoa, Platyhelminthes, Cestoda, Cyclophyllidea, Hymenolepididae.